ACCUCCAUUCCUGCUAACGUCUUUUCUCUUGGUUCUCUUCCUCUUGUGAAGGCUGGAAGCCCCUCAGGCUUUCUACACCUCCCAGACAAUGACAAAGAAAACUUUGAGAUGGCUGAUGUGACUGAACUCCAUCAAGCAGCUGCGCUUGGGGAUUAUGACUUGGUGUCUGAGAUCCUGAAGAAGGAGUUGUAUGAUCCAAAUUAUAAGGACAUUGACUGGAAUGACCGGACUGCUUUGCACUGGGCUGCAGCCAAAGGCCAGUCUGAUACAGUGAAGCUAUUGAUAGAUUAUGGUGCUCGGCCUUGUCUCAGGACAGACAUUGGUUGGACUCCAGCACACUUUGCAGCAGAAUCGGGAAAGCUGAGCGUUCUCCGUACUCUCCAUUCACUGCAUGCUCCCAUUGAUGCUACAGACAUACAUGGCGACACCCCUCGCAGAAUUGCAGAGAUAUACGGUCAUAGAGACUGUAUGAAGUUCCUGGAGAUAGCAGAGGUGGAAUGCAGAGAUUAUCGCUUGGCUGCAGAGCUGGAAGGAAGCCCCUUGGAUGAAGUGGAUGAGGACUGGGAGGCGAAGAAACAUGAACUUUUCACUUCACUUAGCAAAAAGAUGAAGAAUCGCACAACCAAGCCAAAAAAAUAUUCUAACCGGCCUCUCUUUGGUCAAAAGUCCUGCCAAACACAUUCUAGAAAACCAUUAACUUAUGCACACAUACGUGAUCAUAUAAAUACUAAGUAA
Messenger RNA from Staurois parvus, 735 nucleotides. Lineage: Eukaryota; Metazoa; Chordata; Amphibia; Anura; Ranidae. The record is from the annotation of a GenBank genome assembly.